AUGACAACAACAACGAUGAAGACAUUAUCCGUUAAAAUGACAGAUAUUUGGAUGGAUUGUCAGAAACAGAUGAUUGAUAUGCAAAAUGAAAUCAAACGUCUGAAGUCAGCGCUGAAGACAACGGAUGAGAUCAGGAAAUAUCUGGAGAUAUGUAACGAAACACUGGUAUCGAUCAUCGAGUUGUGCCAAUUGGAUGUCACCAACAGUGGUAAUAGUAGUCGUAGUGGUGAUAAUAAUAAGAUACAAGUGUUGGUCGGAUCAGUCAGACAACUGGAAUCAAGUAUUGAACGAGAAAAACAAAAUCUUAAGACAUCUGUUGUCGUCGAUAUAACACAAGAUAGACAUGAAUUCAUAAGACAGAAGACAAUCAAUAGAUUGAAUCGAGACUGGAAUCACUGGAAGAAAUUGAAGACAAAUGUCUUAACAUAUGAUAAGUCAAUUCAAACGAUUAAAGAAGUGAAGAAAUCAAAGAAAAAUAAUGAUUUGUCUUCAGUGCCAGUAGUUUGUGUCGACAAACAAUUAGAUGACAAUUAUUUGAUCAAUAAUGAUGUGAUUAACGGUAAAGAAGAAGAAGACAUAAUAAGUUGUCAACCGAUUGGUGAUAAUGUUGUGAACAAUGACGACAACAAUAUAAACGUAUGGAAAGACAUCGAGAGUGACGACGACGACAAAGAUCGAGACUUUGCUGCCGAUGAUGAAGACAACGACAAUAAUUUCAAUGACAGCGACGGCGGCGGCAGUGAUGUCAGCGAUUUUGUGUCGACAAAGAAGACUAAGAAGAAGAAAAAGAAGAAAUCGACGACAAAAACAGCAAAACAAAUACAAUUCUCUAAGAGUCUUCAUCAUCAAAGACAUCAAAAAAAGAUGAACGAUAUGGUAAUGCCGUUAAAGUCGGACGUCGACGACCAAUACCGGUGCGACCAAACUGGCUGUCAGUUUAGUUGUGGCGACAAAAAGCGUAUGUAUAGACAUCUGAUGAAACAUAAAAACAACUGUGGAUUUGAUAAAGACGUCGAUGAAGGCGAUGGAGUGUCCCGUCAAAUGAAAACCAGAGCCGAACCCUAUAAACAGGAAAGCGACGGGUUUUAUGUGUGCAAUAAACUACCGGAUUGUCACUAUAGGACCCGAAAUUGUCAGAAUCUGUUCAAACAUUUCAGGAGACAUAAGAAAAAAUCGGAUAAAUUUCGUACAGAUAUGUCACAGUCGGCUGACCAGCGAAUCAAGAAAAUGUUGGACAACUUUAUUUUCGACGACCAGUACGUAUGUUUACGUGAGGGCUGCCAAUACCGGUGUCCAGUGGCCGAUCGGGACGUAUUCUACAGACACUAUAACGAACACAAUCGUCUCAGCGAACCGGUUCCGACUAACGAUCCUCAACGGCCGUUUGGUUGCGAUCAAUGUCCGAUAGCACUACGCGAUCACUAUAAUUAUAGACGUCAUAAACUGGAUGUCCAUCCGGUAGUACCCUAUGUCUGCAAUCAGGGUGACUGUCGUAUACGGAUCAAGUGUCUGAAACAUUUGGUGGAUCACUGGAAUAAUAUUCAUCGAAAAGUUCGCCGACACGAAUGCGAUUGGCCAGGUUGUGGCUAUCGGGCCUACGCUUUGCGGGCCGUCCGUCAACAUAAACUGAUACAUUCGACGGUCAAGGGGUUGUCGUGCGAAUGGCCUGGUUGUCAGUUUCAAUGUAAAGUCAAGUACGUGUUGGAGACGCACAGGCGUACACAUACCCGUGAGAAGCCGUUUAAGUGUGAUUGGCCCGGUUGUACGUAUAUGUGUGCACAACAGGGCGCACUUACCGUACAUAUGCGCCGACAUACCGGCGAAAAACCGUACGAAUGUUUGCAGGACGGCUGCGGCGGUAAACGAUUUUCAUCGUUGGCCGGUCUGUACGCUCAUCGCAAACAACAUGCGUCCGGUAAUAGUCGGACGGGUAAUAGAGGUAGAGGUCGACCGAGACUUGAAUAA
Molecule: messenger RNA, 1965 nt
Organism: Oppia nitens
Lineage: Eukaryota; Metazoa; Arthropoda; Arachnida; Sarcoptiformes; Oppiidae
Product: zinc finger protein 436-like
Exons: 2
Coding region: 1-1965 (654 amino acids)
Biological process (GO): regulation of transcription by RNA polymerase II
Cellular component (GO): nucleus
Molecular function (GO): transcription coregulator activity
Source: RefSeq, a predicted model, not a curated record